AUGAACGUCGUCGAGCAGAAGCGCAGAGACGUCGACAAGUACGCUCAAGACGUCUUCUACUCGAGUCGCUACAACGACACGCACGAGUACCGCCACGUGAUCCUCCCCAAGGCGCUCGUCAAGUACCUGCCCAAGGAGCGUCUGCCCGAGGAGGAUGAGUGGCGCUCGCUCGGCAUCCGCCAAUCGCCUGGGUGGUGGGCUUACGAGCGACACGCUCCCGAACCGCACAUCCUCCUCUUCAAGCGCGCAAAGGAGGCUUGA
This is a messenger RNA of Rhodotorula graminis WP1, 261 nucleotides long. RefSeq lists its product as uncharacterized. Bases 1 to 261 code for a protein of 86 amino acids. Gene Ontology annotation, biological process: regulation of mitotic cell cycle. NCBI's taxonomy places the organism in Eukaryota, Fungi, Basidiomycota, Microbotryomycetes, Sporidiobolales, Sporidiobolaceae. Gene Ontology annotation, molecular function: cyclin-dependent protein serine/threonine kinase activator activity; ubiquitin binding; protein kinase binding. The record is from RefSeq and is a predicted model, not a curated record. Gene Ontology annotation, cellular component: cyclin-dependent protein kinase holoenzyme complex; SCF ubiquitin ligase complex. The transcript is spliced from 4 exons.